Zingiber officinale is the source of this 982-nucleotide messenger RNA. RefSeq names its product nucleolar protein 58-like. The transcript has 6 exons. The record is from RefSeq and is a predicted model, not a curated record. NCBI's taxonomy places the organism in Eukaryota, Viridiplantae, Streptophyta, Magnoliopsida, Zingiberales, Zingiberaceae. Bases 58 to 567 code for a protein of 169 amino acids.
CGGCUGGUGACUCAUUUGUCCAACGAACGCGUAAUUAGGGAUUUUGCGGUGCCAAAAAUGGCGGAAUCCGAAGAGGCUCUCGGAUCUCUCACUGAAGAUGAGCGUCGGGCGCUACGCGGUAGCAAAUUUGCGCCACUACCUGCGCCGCCGCCUUCUGCUUUCCAUUCGCAGCCUAGGUUGGCUCACCCGAAUGGACCUAUGACAACUAACAAAGCUGCUGCUCUAGCAAAAUUCCUUGAAAGAAAGCUUCAACAGCCUGAUGGUUUAAGCAGUUUGGAUCCUAAACAUGUGGAACUUGCUGUAAAAAAUGCUAAAGAAGUUGCUGUUCCUAGUAAAGGUACAUCUUCAGCAUUCAGAAGUAAAAUAAGGCAUGUUGCUUCAUUUGAAGAUUCAGACUCUGAGACUUUUGAAGAAUUAGAUAGAGCAGAAAAGAAGAAGAAAAGGAAAAAGACAAAAAGGGAAUUUGAAGUGGAUAAUGCAGAAGAGAAGAAAAAGAAAAAGAAGAAGAAGAAAAAGGAGAAGAAGAAGGUUUUACUGAGCCCCAAAACUCACAAGACAGGAAAAUGAAAGAAGCUCAAGUCGUGACUCUUACUUUUCACAAUCUGGCUAGGAAUGCUGCAUUUGCCUACAGUCGCCGGAUCAAAGACAGCAAUCAAUUGACAGCAGUGGAUUUAAGAUAACCAUUGGGAGCCUCAAUCACAACAUGUUACAGAAUAUACUUUGCAGGUUGUAGAAAGUGGAAACAAAUGCACGAUUAAUGUUUGGGUUUAGGCGUUUAGCUGGCAACUAUUUAUGCAGCCUAUCAAAAAGUUUAACCUUGAGUAGGGUUGUAAGAAACCUGUUUAUUUAAAGAUCUCACGUCAAUCAGUUCCAAGUAUGUAUGAAAUGUUGUCAUGAAAGUUAUUCUGCCAACUUUAAAAUUUUGAAUUGUAUGAAAUAAAUAUUGCAUUUCUAAAUAGUCAUAUAUUACAGUUCCAAAUAA